Molecule: messenger RNA, 1047 nt
Organism: Hibiscus syriacus
Lineage: Eukaryota; Viridiplantae; Streptophyta; Magnoliopsida; Malvales; Malvaceae
Product: zinc finger A20 and AN1 domain-containing stress-associated protein 8-like
Exons: 3
Coding region: 234-752 (172 amino acids)
Molecular function (GO): DNA binding; zinc ion binding
Source: RefSeq, a predicted model, not a curated record
AUAAAGUUGUAGGCUUUAUAAAUAAAAGGAAAAGAAAAAGAGAAAAAAAAAUCAAAAAAUCAAAAAAUAAAGAAUAAAGAAUAAAAAAAUCAUACGAUCAAAGACCGUCCUUCUCGUCUGGAUUUCUCAGAUUAUUAUACAGAAAUUCUUCAAUUCAGGAACCAACAGGUUCGAUUUGUCAGAUAGGAUCGGCCAAUUGAAAAUUUUAGAAUCCUUGCAGGAGAUUAGAGAAAAUGGAGUCUCACGAUGAGACCGGGUGCAAAGCCCCCGAAGGCCCCAUCCUUUGUGUCAACAACUGUGGCUUCUUCGGAAGUGCAGCUACCAUGAAUAUGUGCUCCAAGUGUCACAAGGCGAUGAUCGUGAAGCAGGAACAGGCACUACUUGCUGCAGCAUCCAUCGGGAGCAUCGUGAAUGGUGGCUCAACCGGCAAUGGUAAGGAACCGGCUCUCGUUGCUGCUUUGGAUGUACAAUCGGGAAAAGCCGACACAAACAUAGUCACGGCAGGACCAUCCGCCGACCCAUCCGGGAUGACUUCAAGUGGGAUGAAGCCCAAAGAGGGUCCCAACAGGUGUACCAAAUGCUGCAAACGCAUCGGUUUGACGGGGUUUAACUGCAAGUGUGGAAACCUCUUUUGCACCGCUCACCGUUACUCCGACAAACACGAAUGCCCUUUCGAUUACCGCGCUGUCGCUCGCGAUGCUAUUGCGAGAGCCAACCCUGUAGUCCGGGCCGAAAAGCUCGAUAAGAUCUGAGAGACCUGGAUCCAAGAUAAGUGUGAAGGUUUACGUAAGUCGGUUGCUUGUCUCGUUACUUGUCCCCUCGAUCAAUAUUACAUGUCGGAGUCCAUCACAGGGAGGGGACAUGAUUGGCAGUGUAAGUCUAUAUUUCCUCGGUUUGUAAGUCUUUUUAUUUGUGCCUGUUUUGAUGAAACAUCGAUACGAUCACCUUGUAAUGCUUCUUUGUGGUAUGCAUUUCUUUCUAUUUUAAGAUGCCUAUGAGUGUGGAAAUUGUUGAAGUUCAAUUUGGUAAGAUGAAUUUGAAUAUAAA